Molecule: messenger RNA, 2469 nt
Organism: Micromonas pusilla CCMP1545
Lineage: Eukaryota; Viridiplantae; Chlorophyta; Mamiellophyceae; Mamiellales; Mamiellaceae
Exons: 5
Coding region: 1-1947 (648 amino acids)
Biological process (GO): vesicle-mediated transport; intracellular protein transport
Cellular component (GO): plasma membrane; secretory granule
Molecular function (GO): syntaxin binding
Source: RefSeq, a predicted model, not a curated record
AUGCUCGGCGCGAUCCCCGGUGAGUGGAAGAUCUUCGUCCUCGACGCCGUCACCACGCGCGUCGUCUCGAGCGCGUGCGGCAUGAGCGAACUCACCGAGGCGGGCGUGUCGCUCGUGGAGAACGCGGCGCUGACGCGAGAGCCGCAGCCCAAGUCGGACGCGGUGUACUUCCUGAGCCCCACCGCGGAGAGCGUCGGGGCGCUGAUCGACGACUUCAAGCACGCGAAGCGGCCGACGUAUCGCCGCGCGUUCGUCUACUUCUCGUCGUCGCUCUCGCCAAACCUCCUCGCGGCGAUCAAAAAGUGCAAACCGCUGUUGCAAGCGCUCGGCGGGCUGGCGGAGUUCAACAUGGAGUACCAGGCGAAAGACGCGCGGUGCUUCACGACCGGGCAGCCGAGGACGCUGCGCGCGUUCUUCGACCCGGCGUCGAGGACGACGACGACCGGGAGUGGGAGCGUCUCUUCGUUCAACGAACAGGCGCACGUCGCGGCGACGCGUCUCUCCACGCUGCUGGCGGCGCUCGGAGAGUUCCCCGCGAUUCGAUACGCGGCGCACGACGCCGCCGGGAAGCCCGGCGCGGCGGCCGCGGUCGCGCAGCGCGUCCACCGCGCGAUGCUGACGCUCCAAUCCAAGCCCGGGCAGAGCUCCAUCCCGGACGCGCCGACGUGCGACGUGUUGAUCGUCGACCGCGCCGUCGACGUGGUCGCGCCCGUCGUUCACGAGUUCACGUACGAGGCGAUGGUGCACGACUUGCUUCCGGUGUCCAAGCAAGGCGCGUACAAGUACGCGAUUCAGACCAACGCGGGCGCGCAGAACAAGGAGGCGGUGUUAGGGGACGGCGACCCGCUGUGGACGGAGCUGAGGUACGAGCACAUCGCGCCGGUGUUGAACGCGCUCGCGGUCAAGGCGAAGGAAUUUAGCGACAUCGGAGAGAGCGCGCGGCUGACGGGGGAGGCGAGCACGGGGAAGAUCAAAAAGGUUGUCGAAAACCUUCCGCGGUUCCUCGAGGCGCAGAGCAAGCUCAGCGUGCACACGUCGAUCGCGGCGCGGAUUAAUCACCAGCUGAGAAACGCGGGCUUGAGCGACGUCGGACGGUUAGAGGAGGCGGUGAUCUUCGGUCAGGCGACGAGCAAGGACAUCGUGACGCUGCUGAACGAGUUUCGCGCUGGCGGCAAGGGCGACGGAAGCGACCUAGAUCAGGCGAUCAAACUCCGCCUGCUGUUGCUGUACGCCGCGUCGCACCCGGAGAAGUUCGACGACGCGGAGCGGACGCGAUGGAGCAAGGCGACCGGGCUGACGACGGAGCAGCUCAAGUGCAUCGGCUGCUUGGAGUUUUUAGGCGCGCGGACGGAGAAGAGGAAGGGCGUCGGCGGAAAGAUGGCGUCGUUCAAGACGAAAAAGACGAAGCGUCCGACGGUGCACGAGCGCCGGUCCGAGUGGGAUCUGAACCGUUUCUUGCCGACGAUUCAUAUCCUCGCGAAGGCGCUCGAUGCGCAAACGCUCGCUCCGGAUGCGUUUCCCGCGCUCGGAGGGUUAGUCGCGUCGCCGCGCGCGGGCGACGACGACGGCGGCGACGUCUUCGACGGAGGAAAAAAUCCCUUCGCGGCGACGACGGCGGCGACGGCGACCAAGCCGACGAAGCACGCCGUCGGCGCCCCGCAGCACCGCCGCACGGGCUCGAUCGCGAAGCGGUGCGCGAAGCAGCCGCGACUGUUCGUGUUCGUCGUCGGCGGCGUCACGCGCGGGGAGACGAGAGAGGCGGAGGUGCUGUCCGAGACGUUGGGACGGGAGGUGGUCGUCGGCGGGACGGACGUGAUGACUCCGGAGGAGUUCGUGAACGAGCUGGCGUCGCUCGGCGGCGGCGGCGGGCUGGGGGCGAUCGCGCGCGACGCGGAGGACGUCGAGAUUGAUCUGGACGACUUGGACCUCGGGGAUCUGUCGCCGUGAUGAGACGCGAGCGCGCGCGGAGGCGUAGUAGAGCGGGUUUUGUGAUGGAACAGAGAGAACAGACGAACCGAACGCGCUCGUCUCUUCCGAGGAAAACGAGCGCGGGGACGUGGUUUUCAAAGUCGAGCCGCGCCGCCGCCCGCGGUCGCAGUUCUUCGCGCGCGAACGCGAUGCCGCAGUCCAGGAAGAAGGCGAAGUCCGCCGCGAAGAAGAGGGCGAAGACGGAGGCCGCGGCGAGCGGCGCGGGGGGAGACGCGCUUUCGCUCGAGUUCGUCCGCGCGUUGACACGCGCGGACGCGGAGACGGGGGCGAACCUGUCGGGCGAGAGUCUGGCGAACGAGUUGACGCGGCUGACCUUGGCCGCGGCGGAAUACUUGGAAGCGACCAGGAAGGUUAAAGACUCGGUCAGGGCGGACUUUGGAGAGCUCAAUGCGGCGUGCGCGAGCGCGGAGGAGAAGGACGCGCUGGCGGCUGAGUUCGAGGCGAGGAUAGGGAAGGACCUUAGAAUAACGGCGGAGUUCA